Durio zibethinus is the source of this 2094-nucleotide messenger RNA. RefSeq names its product double-stranded RNA-binding protein 1-like. Gene Ontology annotation, biological process: regulation of gene expression; RNA processing. Gene Ontology annotation, molecular function: double-stranded RNA binding; ribonuclease III activity. Lineage: Eukaryota; Viridiplantae; Streptophyta; Magnoliopsida; Malvales; Malvaceae. The record is from RefSeq and is a predicted model, not a curated record. Gene Ontology annotation, cellular component: nucleus.
GCCAACCCUCUUGAGUUGACCCAGAGCAUCUAGAUAUACAGAUACAGGCUAUAGGAUUAAAUCCACGAGGACGGCCCAAACCAUCUCUUGCAGGCCUUGAUAUCACACCUUCAUUAACUCCCGUGCACGCGAGUUUCCCCGAAUUCUGAACAGAAACCCUUUCCAUUUCAGUACCCUGCUCCUGCUAGGAAAGUUUCACCGUAUCUUCGUCUCAUUUUCUCGCCCAAAUUCAUUUUAUUUCGUUUUAUUUUCUUCAAAUUUUCAAUUCAUCAAAAGCUCUCAAGAAUCGCAAUAGUCAGUAAGCCAUGCCCACCAACGAAAACUUCUCAGGUGUUUGGAAUUGCUAUGUUUUCAAGAGCCGAUUGCAGGAGUAUGCGCAGAAAAUGGGUCUUCCUACUCCCGUAUUUGAGACUAUCAAGGAAGGCCCUUCCCAUGAACCAUCAUUCAGAUCAACAGUGAUAGUAAAUGAUGUUAAAUAUGAGUCGCUGCCCGGAUUUUUUAACCGCAAGGCCGCAGAGCAGUCUGCUGCUGAAGUUGCUCUCACGGAGUUGUUAAAGGCUGGUGAAGUUAAUGAAAGCAUCUCUCAACCUGUUCAUGAGACAGGCUUGUGCAAAAAUCUACUGCAGGAGUACGCACAGAAGAUGAAUUAUGCAAUUCCAGUAUAUAAGUGUCAGAAGGAUGAAGCACCAGGGCGAUUGCCUCACUUUUCAUGUAAAGUUGAGAUUGGAGGCAUUCGGUAUAUUGGAGCUGCAGCAAAAACUAAAAAAGAGGCAGAGAUCAAAGCUGCCAGAACCGCUCUACUGGCUAUUCAGUCAAGUACAUCAGAAUCAUCUGAUAACGCACUUGGCAACUUUCAGCUAACGGUUAUUCCUUGCAGAAAGAGGGCAAUGGAGACAGCUAGUAAUCCUGAUGAGUCUGUGAAUGUUCCUAAGGCUAAGAAAACCCGAUUCAAGAAGAAAAUGUUGAAAACAAAACUUGCUGGGAACAACUCUGAUCAUUCUCAAGACAAAACUACUGGCAAUUUGGUCAUCGGUUCAGAUGAUCUGCCAAAAUCAGAAUGGGUUCAAACUGAUUCUUUUAUCGUGAGCUCAGAAACUUUAGGUACAGAAGUCAUGAGGAAUCUCCAGGAUACAAAGAUAGAGAGUGACUUGAGUGAGCAAAAAAAGCCUUCUGCAGAGGUUGCAUUGGCUCCCCAGCUUGCUGAUAAUUCUCAAAAUGGGCAGUUAAUAGCUGUGAAUUCUAUUCAUAGCAAUCCUGAGGUUCCAGAUGAGGAAAAUAACUCCUUGUUUUAUGAUGAUCUAACUGAUUUGGUUAAAUUGACUGACGGGGAUGAGCUGGCUUCAAUGGUUAAUGAUCCAACUCAGAGUCAGAUGGAGGCUUCAAAAAUCAUGCCUGGCUUAAACCAAGCAGUGGAGAGGAUCCAUGCAAAUGCUGGCCAAGCAUAGGGCCUGGAAAAAGCAGAUGCUGGCUUGAUCAUCUGGAUUUAAUUUUGCAAUUAGAGAAACCAUGGAGGGAACAGGGCAAAUCAGGACUCCUAGUAGAUUUCUUUACAGACAUCUAGAGAAUUUUGCACGAUUAGUAGAUUAGAGUUGCUGUUAUCUGCUUCAAUGUUUUUAAUGUAAAUUGGGAACUUUGGAGCAGGAUCCACAUGAGUACUGUUGUUAUGGUUCAAAUGUCUGCAUUUGAACAUUUUGAAGAAUGAAGAGCAGCUUGAAUUGUGUCUAUUAUCCUAUAUAUAUAUAUAUAUAUCUGUGAAGAUAGUGAACCCUUUUCUGAAUCUUCCAUUUGGAGUGCUUGACCUCCCUUGCAUGAACCAACUAAUCAUAUGCUAUUGCUAUGUGCCAAGCAAUAUUGCUGGCGAUAAAGUUAUUUGUCUCCUCCAAACCCUGUAUGCACCCCAGCCAAAAAGCAUGUGAGCAAUUAAAAUGUUUUGGCAAAGGUCUAUUAGAAAAGUUAUUAAAGGUGUUGCAGUUGAUAAACUUAUUAUGAUUCAUGUACCUUGAACAUUAUAUUGGUUGUGACAAAAAAAAAACUGUUUUUCUUAUUUCAUGAGUUCAACUCCAGUUGUGUACUUUGUAUUCACCAAAUUUUGUU